UGCUGUAAGCAUCGUCUUUCUCAAUUCUGGACCACGACACAACACAGUAUGGGUGCAAAAAAACGGGCUUCUGUCAGGAAGGGGGACAUUCAGGAUGGAGCAGGUCCUAGCAGGCCAAAAAGAGCAACACCAGCAGAAUCCUGUAUAAAGGACAAAACUCUGUCCAUAGUCGCUAGGAAACUUGGUCGUGAAUGGGUAACACUGGCAGUUGAGGAGCUGGGCUUUACCAUGACAGAGGUUGAGACUAUCGAGGCAAAUCAUCCGAAGGAUAUCAUAAGGCAAGGUCUCGAUAUGCUUACAAAAUGGAAACAUGCCCAGCCCACCGGUUUUGAACAGCAGAUUAGCACAUUGCGCACAGCAUUGGAGAACAUCAGAAGAGCAGAUAUUCUUCUCGAAUCCUGUAUAAAUGACAAAACUCUGUCCAUAGUCGCUAAGAAACUUGGUCGUGAAUGGGUAACACUGGCAGUUGAGGAGCUGGACUUUACCAUGACAGAGGUUGAGACUAUUGAGACAAAUCACCCAAAGGAUAUCAUAAGGCAAGGUCUCGAUAUGCUUACAAAAUGGAAACAUGCCCAGCCCACCGGUUUUGAACAGCAGAUUAGCACAUUGCGCACAGCAUUGAAGAACAUCGGAAGAGCAGAUAUUCUUCUCGCGUUUCCAACAGUGGCAAUACAGACGAACGCAAUAUGGACGAAGACCGCUCGCGCUGCCGGUCACUGGGAUGGAGCACGUCAUCAAGUCUCGGCUGUCCUAGAAUCAUUUGACGGAGUGCUUGACCAAGUAAACAGUGGGUCUGUGAUAUUUGUUGUUCGCAUCAUGAGUCGGGAGGGUCUGGACAGACUCUGGAGGAUGUACAACACUGGAGAACUCGCCAAGAAACUGACAGAGAUUCUCAGCACGGAUGAACGGACUAUCCGGUCGACUAUACAGGAAAGCAAUUACAAUCAGGCCUGCGGAUUCUUUGAUGAAUUGGAAAAAACCCAGAGGCAAGAAUAUCCAACAUUGCCAAUAGAGACGGACGCAUCAUGGAAUGGGACGGAGACCGCUGGGGCUACUGCUCAUCCCAGGAUGGACACGGCCGACUCAUGUGAUUGGGAGGGACAGGAUUAUACACGUCAUCAAGUCUCAGCUGUCCUAGAAUCAUGUGACGGAGUGCUUGAACAAGGAAACCCUGGGUCUGAGACAUUUGUUGUUCGUAUCAUGAGUCGGGAGGGUCUGGACAGACUCUGGAGGAUGUACACCACUGGAGAACUCGCCAAGAAACUGACAGAGAUUCUCAGCACGGAUGAACGGACUAUCCAGUCGACUAUACCGGAAAGCAAUUACAAUCAGGCCUGCAGAUUCUUUGAUGAUUUGGAAAAAUUCCAGCGGAAAGAUGAAGAGGACUCAAUCGGCAUGAUGGAUGAAGAGCACAAAGAACUUGGUGAGAGCAGCCCAGCAGCGACGGCUUCUAGUAGCGAUCCAGCUGAACACUCUGUAGAGAGAUCGGCCGAAACAAAUGAGAGAUUGCAUACGACCACAGAUGGAGAGGAUUCGAGCAGCAUGAUGGAAGUAGAGCAUAAACAACUUAGAAAAAGCAGCCCAGCAACGACGAGUUAUAGUAGUGAUCCAGCUGAACACUCUGAAGAGAGAUGGACAAAAAGAGAGGAGAUAUUGCAUACGAUCACAGAUGAAGAGGACUCAAGUAGCAUGAUGGAGGUAGAACACAAACAACUAGGAGAAAGCAGUACAUCAACGACUGCUUCUAGUAGCGAUCCAGAUGAGCUCGCUGAAGAGAGAUUGACCGAAAAAAUGAAGAGAUUGCAUACGACCACAGAACCAUGUUUAGAUGAAAAAUCUCUGUUCAGGGUCGCUAUGAUGCUUGCUUGUGAAUGGGUAACAUUGGCAGUUGAGGAGCUGGACUUUACCAUAACAGAGGUUGAGACUAUCGAGACAAAUCACCCAAAGGAUACCAUGAGGCAAGGUCUCGAUAUGCUUACAAAAUGGAAACAGGCCCAGUCCACCAGUGUUGAACAGCAGAUCACCAAGUUGUGUACAGCAUUGAAGAGCAUCGGAAGAGCAGACAUUGCCGGAUUUCUGCACGGUCCUGAUCAUCUGAAGAUUUGCCAGCAGCUGCUUUUUAGUUUCUACGAAGAACAUACAGGCUUCAUCCAAGAGAUCGUAACGUCUUCCAGGUCACUGGCGUUGGGUGUUAAUGAGUUCAAUAUUGAUUUAAAUCUCCUUCCGAGUGGGCACCAAACAACACGUGAAGACGUAAAAAUGUCAGGGCAAACUAAGAGUUUGAAUAGACCCAAAACAGUGCCACUGGACACAUGGGAGGAUAUGUAUGAUGAAAAGAAGGUAGGGGAGAAAAUGGUUCUUCUUUCAGGUGGGGCUGGAUUCGGCAAAUCGACUCUAUGUGUGACGAUAGCGAAUACUUGGAAGAAACGUAAAGAGUCAAAAGUUGCCAAAUUACGUAAAGGGUCAAAAGUUGCCAAAUUACGUAAAGUGUCAAAAGUUGCCAAAUUACGUAAAGGGUCAAACGUUGCCAAAUUCGAGCUCCUGUUCUUGUUGAAGUUGAGUCAAUUCAAGACAAGUUGUGUCAUAGAUGAAAUUUUUGAUCAGUUGUUGCAGCGCACUGACAAACUGACCAAGUCAGAUGUGAAAAAGGUUAUCAGUGACAACGAAGAUAAGGUCGCAUUCUUGAUGGAUGGGUUGGAUGAAAUACCGAGCCACAUUUUACAAUCUACCGAGGGUGUAUAUACAAUCAAUGAUUUGUUGACAAACAAGGUAUUGAUCAAAAGCUGUGUGUUGGUGACAACACGGCCAGACAUGGUCGACGAUGUAAUUCAGGGCUUCCAAGGCUAUGCCAGGGUUGAAACGAAGGGCUUUACAGUCGAUAACAGAGAUAAGUUUAUCAAAGCACACUUUCCAGACAAUAUCGCAUCCGGAGAAGACUUAAUUUCGUGGUUGAAAUCACACCACUCUCUCCAGGAAUUGUCACUGAGUCCAAUCAUUGCAUGUAUGCUAUGUGUGCUUUGGCCGAACAGACCUGACCCAUCAUUACCAUUGCCAGACAAGUUAACAACUGUGUACACUGAAUUUGCAGAAGUUCUUGUUGAACGCCGCUUUAACUCACUCAGUGAUGCUGAUAAGCAGCAAGUAAUGAACAAAAUCUUGAAGGGAUCGGGACAAGUUGCUAUAGAUGGGCUUCUAGAUGGAGAAAGACUUCAUUUCUCCCCAGAAGAGUUCAGUAGGGACGAAUCUGUCUUGAAGGACGGUUGUCAAAUGGGUAUCUUGCAGAGAGAAACUGUCUCGAGCCGUGUGACGAGUGUUGAAGUUGUCACUUUUCUUCAUAAGUCCCACCUAGAAUACUGCGCGGCACACUACCUUAUCAGUUUGCUAAGUAGUGAUGAACAGAGCUUCCGUCGAUAUAUUGAUAAAAUCAUAGCACUCGGUGUUUCGAAAGUAGAAUAUGUGCUUCGAUUUUGCUGCGGUUUAUCAAAACAGGCUGCUGCCCUCAUCCUGAGCCGUGUAGGACACGGUGACGACAAUGUUGCACGAUUGUGUUUGUUUGAGUCUGGUUCAAAAAGGCUAGCAUCUAAACUAUGGCCUCCAAGUAGAAUUUCCUGCUACGGCCAACAGGAAUUAGUAGCACUGCACUAUUACCUUACAGAGUCUGGUAUUAAACUAAACUGGACAACCUUCAGAAUCGAGUGCAAUUCAUGUGCCGACCUGCGAGUUCUUGGAGAUAUUUUUCGAUGUUGCAAAAGUGACAUUCGGAGUAUGACCAUCGAUUGUGUCCUGCGGGAUCAAUCUAAUGAGAUGUUGCGGCUACUUGUGGAAACACUUCAAGCAGCGGAUAGGGCAUUGCUAAACAAGAAAUUGUUAGGUAUUGAGGUUGGUAUUCGUGAUGGUGAAAAUGUUGAUGCUAAGCGUCUAGCAGAGUGCAUUUCCCAUUUACCAAAUCAAUUAUGGACGGUCCAUGUAUCCUACAUAUCGCAUGAUGACACCUGCGCAUUAGCGGAUGCACUGAAAGGAUGGUUCUGUCCUUCUCGGCUCUCUGUCAAAUGCCUCUCUCGGCUCAUUGUGGAAUGCUCUUGCCCGCCAGAGUGGCAACUGUGGGGGAACGAGUGUUAUCGCAUCACUCCUUUACCGCAUACUAGGGAUGACGCCAAGACAGCUUGCCAAGACAUGGGAAGCAAGAUGGCUGCUCCUCGCUCGCUGGAGGAAAUGAACUUUAUGGUGGAAUUGGCGCAAAAGGUGGACAGUGCAUACUCUGCCUGGAUCGCCUGCAAUGACAAAGAAAUUGAAGGAACUUGGGAGUGUGACGAUGCGACUAUGAUUGAAUAG
Molecule: messenger RNA, 4332 nt
Organism: Patiria miniata (bat star)
Lineage: Eukaryota; Metazoa; Echinodermata; Asteroidea; Valvatida; Asterinidae
Exons: 12
Coding region: 49-4332 (1427 amino acids)
Biological process (GO): signal transduction
Molecular function (GO): protein binding
Source: RefSeq, a predicted model, not a curated record